AUGGGUUUCUUGAAUCUCCUCGUAAGGGCGGAGAGCGCCGAAGGUGCAGCCGAGCGCGGCUUUCUCGAGUACCAUGAGCCUACUGAUUGGCUCGCUGGAGUCAUCGUCAGGGCUGGACUGAUCGGACAGAUUGUUGUGGGUCUGAUCUAUGGUGCCCCUAUUGGGAACAUCCUGCCGAUCGAGUGGCAGGAAACGUUCGUUGCUCUUGGUUAUCUAGGACUCAUCCUCAUCGUAUUUGAAGGUGGCCUCGCCGUACGCCUGGAUUUGCUGAAGAAAAACUUCAUCCUCAGUGUAUGUGCCGCUUGCAUCGGCAUACUAACGCCUAUCGCGUUUUGCUAUCUUCUGCUCUAUCUCGGCUUCGGCUUCAGGCCCAUUGAGACAUUCAUCAUUGGGGCUGCGCUCUCGGCAACCUCUCUCGGCACGACGUUUGUCGUAAUGAGCCCGGCAAACACCGGCCUUGACUUUAUCCAAACUACUGUGGGCAAUGUACUUCUAAGUGCCGCCUUAUUGGACGAUAUUUCUGCUCUUGUCAUGGUUAGCGUAGUCCACAAACUCGGUGCCCUCUCCGGCUCCCAAUCUCCCAACGUCGGCUGGAUCAUCGGCCGCCCCAUCGUAGCGAGCUUCGCCAUGGCCGUCUGCACGCCGCUGUUCUGCAAGUACUUGUUCAGUCCCAUCUUCAGGCGGUACUUGGAGCCAAGGCUCGUCAAGUUUAAGCAUGUGCCUAACAUCAUCCUCAUGACACUUGUGCUUUGCGCGUUUAUCGCCAUUUCGAGCUUCGCCGGCGCGUCUGUGCUUUACGGGUCGUUCCUGGCCGGGGCGUUUCUUAGCGCCCUGCCGAGCACGCAUCCUGCUGGGCCUUACAUCGUCGAGAGCAAAGAGGAAGGUGAGGAGAAGGACGGAAAGAUGCCAACAUUUGCGCACUCAUUCGAAGAGUACAUUGCCGGUGCGCAAACAUAUAUUCUGCAGCCUCUCUUUUUUGCUAGUAUCGGGUUCGCCGUCCCAUUCUCGGCCUUGUGGACUGGCAAGGCUAUCUGGAGGGGGAUUGUUACAACUCUACUGAUGGUGGUUGGCAAGGCCGCUGUUGGGAUUGUCGUCCCGAUCACGGAUGCCUUGACCCGUAAAAAGGGAGAGGCAACAAAAAGUGGCAUUUUGAAGCGGACCUGGAAACCCGCAACAUUCCUAGGCAUGGCCAUGGUGGCCCGUGGAGAAAUUGGUCUACUCAUUAUCCAAGUUGGACUCAACGAGACAUCGUACCUCUCACAAAACGCUUUCAUCACGGGAGCUUGGGCUAUAAUUUUGAACACCAUAAUCGGACCCGUCUGCGUUGGGUUGCUCCUGCGGAAGCAUAAGAUGGUUGUGUACGAGGACGAGAAGUGGGGUGCUCAAGAAAAGGAGAUGUCUGGCCUGGGUGCGGAAGUUGGCGGUAAGGAGAGGCCGUUGGGGGCUUGGGCAGAUAGAAGUAUUCCGGCAAAGAGACUUGGAGAUGAGAACAAGGCUGGGGCAGCCCAAGUUCAGGCCCAAGUUCCUGUUUCUGAGGUGGGAUCUGCGAUGGAGCUCUGA
Messenger RNA from Scedosporium apiospermum, 1560 nucleotides. RefSeq lists its product as uncharacterized. The record is from RefSeq and is a predicted model, not a curated record. Gene Ontology annotation, cellular component: membrane. Gene Ontology annotation, molecular function: antiporter activity. Bases 1 to 1560 code for a protein of 519 amino acids. The transcript has 4 exons. NCBI's taxonomy places the organism in Eukaryota, Fungi, Ascomycota, Sordariomycetes, Microascales, Microascaceae. Gene Ontology annotation, biological process: proton transmembrane transport.